Messenger RNA from Trichomonas vaginalis G3, 1077 nucleotides. RefSeq lists its product as uncharacterized. The transcript has a single exon. Bases 1 to 1077 code for a protein of 358 amino acids. The record is from RefSeq and is a predicted model, not a curated record. NCBI's taxonomy places the organism in Eukaryota, Parabasalia, Trichomonadida, Trichomonadidae.
AUGUCUCAAAAUCCGAAUAUGAUGGGCGGAAUGAAUCCAAUGGGACAUAUGCCAAAUGCCAUUUCUACACCCAACCUUCAACAAUUUCAAGGUCAGCAAAUUCAGCAAGGAGCUAUGAUGCAACAAAUGUCUCCACAAAUGCCAACACAGAUGCCUCCACAAUACCCACAAAUGGGUCAGCAGAUACCACCACAAAUCCAGCAGCAAAUGCAUCAACAGCAAGGAAAUCAAGCUAUUAAUCAAUUGAAAUUACAGCAAAUGCAACAGCAGCAACAACAGCAAAGACAGAUGCAACAACAAAUUCCUAAUUCAGCAAGUACACCCCAGAUGAAUCCAAACAUGUACAGAGGUCAAAUACCUCCAAAUAUGAUGCCAAGACCUCAAAUGCCACCAACUCCACAGAUGUAUCCACAAAAUCCUCCACCACAAUACCCACAACCUGAGAAGCCUCCAAAGCAGAAAAAGGAAGAGCUAGACUUCAAACCAUUUCCUACUGAAGCUUGGCUCAAUAGCCAGAAAGAGUUAGACCUCAGAGCUAUCACCAGGCUUAUGGAGCGUGCAAAUAAGACAGGAAUGAAUAUCACAUUCGACGAGGAAUGCACAAGAGCGAUAGUUCAAGCAUUAAAGAUUUAUAUGCAAAACUACUUACGAUUACUUGUUGUAUAUUCUAAAAGACGUAGGAAUGACCCUAUUUACGGCGAAAAAACAUAUACAAAUGUUCCAUUAUCAAAACUUGCUCUUCUUCAAGUAGAACGUGAGAUAAUAGACAACAGAUACCAAUUAAGAGAUUCAGAUCAAUUACUUCCGUGCUUAAAAUCCGAUUUUAUUCAAGCAAUUGCCUCAAGAAAACCACCAGCAGAACGUGAAGACUUCAUAAACAAAUUCCACAACCAAGACAACGACCAAGUCAUGACUCCAAUACAACAGAUUGAGAAUUUACCAAAAAUUACUCCGGAAAACCAGAUUACGACUUCUGACGUCCUUUUCGCAGUGGAACAACUGAAAUCCACGAGCUACCAGACACUUACAGACUUACAGUACCAAGUUGAGUUAAUGAAGAGAGGAAAUAGAAACUAA